Molecule: messenger RNA, 966 nt
Organism: Manis pentadactyla (Chinese pangolin)
Lineage: Eukaryota; Metazoa; Chordata; Mammalia; Pholidota; Manidae
Product: olfactory receptor 56B4-like
Exons: 1
Coding region: 1-966 (321 amino acids)
Biological process (GO): G protein-coupled receptor signaling pathway
Cellular component (GO): membrane
Molecular function (GO): G protein-coupled receptor activity; olfactory receptor activity
Source: RefSeq, a predicted model, not a curated record
AUGGAUUCCUCCACCAGUGUCAACAACAGUUCCAGCCUCCACAUGUCCCAGUUCCUCCUGAUGGGGCUCCCGGGCAUUCACGAGUGGCAGCACUGGCUCUCCCUGCCCCUGGCCCUGCUCUACCUCUCAGCUCUUGGUGCCAAUCUCCUCAUCAUGAUCACCAUCCAACAUGAGGCCACACUGCAUGUGCCUAUGUACCAUUUUCUGGGCAUAUUGGCAGUUGUGGACAUUGGCCUGGCCACCACCAUCAUGCCCAAGAUUCUGGCCAUCUUCUGGCUCGAUGCCAAGGCCAUCAGCCUCCCUGAGUGUUUUGUUCAAAUCUAUGUCAUCCACUUCUUUAUUUGCAUGGAGUCUGGUAUCUUCCUCUGCAUGGCAGUGGACAGAUACAUAGCCAUCUGUCACGCACUUCAGUACCCCUCCAUAGUCACUGAAGCUUUCGUGGUCAAGGCCACAGGAUUCAUGGUGCUCAGGAACGGCCUGCUUACUAUCCCAGUGCCUGUACUUGCUGCCCAGCGACACUACUGCUCCAGGAACGAGAUUGACCACUGCCUGUGCUCUAACUUGGGGGUUAUCAGCCUGGCCUGUGAUGACAUCACUGUGAACAAAUUUUACCAACUGAUCUUAGCAUGGAUCCUGACUGGGAGUGAUAUGGCUCUGGUUUUUUCCUCCUAUGCACUAAUCCUUCACUCUGUGCUAAAGCUGAACUCACCAGAAGCAAUCUCAAAGGCCCUGAGCACCUGUAGCUCCCACCUCAUCCUCACCCUCUUCUUCUACACAGGUAUCAUCGUGCUGUCUGUUACACACCUUGCAGGGAAAAAGAUUCCCCUAAUCCCUGUGCUCCUCAAUGUGCUGCACAAUGUCAUCCCCCCUGCCCUCAACCCCAUGGUCUAUGCGCUCAGGAUGCACGAGCUCAGACUGGGCUUCCAGAGACUGCUUGGGCUCGGUGGAGAUGUGCCCACCAAGUAA